AUGCCCCGUCCGAUCAUUCAUAAAACACCUGAGGCAAAAUUAGCAGCUGCACAUGAAAAGCGUAGGAGCUAUUAUGCUAGAAACAGAGACAGGAUUUUGAAGAACUGCAGAGAGCUACGGAGCUCUAACAGCAAGGAAUCACGAGAAGCCAGAAAAUUCUCAAGAGACCUGUCAAAGGCUGUUGCAAAAGCCCUGCAUCGUGAUGAAGAUGAGUCUGAGUCUAACACUGGCAGCGAGGAUUCCCAGGACUCGGACGAUGACGAAAGUCAACCAGAUAACCUUCCUGAAUGCUUACACAUCGUCAAAGAGAUCAAGGAUGAGAUGUUGGCAAAGAUCAACGACCCCUGCACUUUCGUCCAUGGCAUCUUAUGUGCCUACAUUAAGAAUAUGCCAGACGACUCAUCUACCAAAGCCGACAUCUCCAUCAUCGAAACGCCAAUGGCCGACGUCCAAAAAUUACUCAAUCAUAUUAUUGCCGCGCAAGACCAAAUCCUUAAUUUUUGUGGAGUCUCGCCUGAAUGGCAUGCCGCAGAUUCUGUCAGCCGUUUCUUGAGGACUGUCCUCGCGUAUCUGGAGGACAUCCAAUUUCUGGUGCUUUUUGGAGGAAUUCCUGACCUCACACUUGCUCACUCUAUGGGGGAGUUAAUGUACCAGAAAGGCACCAGGAUUUGA
This is a messenger RNA of Suillus clintonianus, 672 nucleotides long. RefSeq lists its product as uncharacterized. The transcript has 3 exons. The record is from RefSeq and is a predicted model, not a curated record. NCBI's taxonomy places the organism in Eukaryota, Fungi, Basidiomycota, Agaricomycetes, Boletales, Suillaceae. The coding region runs from base 1 to 672 and encodes 223 amino acids.